Molecule: messenger RNA, 3809 nt
Organism: Pseudoliparis swirei
Lineage: Eukaryota; Metazoa; Chordata; Actinopteri; Perciformes; Liparidae
Gene: tgm1l1
Product: transglutaminase 1 like 1
Exons: 14
Coding region: 220-2556 (778 amino acids)
Biological process (GO): peptide cross-linking
Molecular function (GO): protein-glutamine gamma-glutamyltransferase activity
Source: RefSeq, a predicted model, not a curated record
UGUGUGUGUGUGUGUGUGUGUGCGUGUGCGUGUGUGAGUGAGUCUGCCUAUAAGGUAUCGUGCCGUUCAUUGCGGCUCAGGCAUGAAGUAUUCUGAUUCAAGAGCGGAGUGACGUCCCAAAAAAACAAACUUUCCCAAAAAGUUUUGACGCAGAUAAGUUAACGCGCCGGACGGAGCGGAAGGAUUCAUCGACCCGCAGCAGGACGCACGCAGAUAAAAAUGCCAGGUGAGCGUUUGUCUGUCAGAGGCACGUCGGAGGUGGGGCGCUUCCACGGAGCAGCCCCCCCCACCAGGGUGGAGCUGACCAUUCAUAAAGAUGGAGAGAAGAAACAGGAAGAGGGAAGCUGUCGCCGCUGGUUCCAGAAGAUGUGUCCGUGCUGCUGUAAGAGCCAGAAGAGCACCUCCUAUGAUGUCACAGACAAGGUGGAGUUUGUCAAACCCCCGGAGCCCGUAAAGCCGAAGCCUGAGAAUGGAGAAGUGAAGGAAAUGGAAGAAAUCAAGUUUUUGGUGAGUUCUGUGGACAUGCUGAGCUCCAAGACGGGCCAGAACAGACAGGAGCACCACACCGACUUGUAUCAGGGGGACGAGCUGAUCAUCCGCAGAGGGCAGACCUUCCAGAUAGAGCUGGAGCUCAACAGGCCCUUCAAUGCUGACAAUGACAAGCUGCACCUGGAGCUUAAAACAGGUCCCCUGCCCUUGGUGUCCAAAGGCACCCAUGUCAUCAUCCCACUGGUGGACAGCCUGGAGGACGAACGCUGGGAGGCCAAGAUCGUGGAGCGGAACGGCAACAGGAUCAAGCUUUCCGUCAACUCGCCAGCCGGCGCCGUGAUUGGCCUGUACGGGCUCUCGGUGACAACCAGCUCGUCGAAGGGCGAGGCGGCAACGACUCACGACUCCAGCAAGAACAUUGUCAUGCUCUUCAACCCCUGGUGUGAGGAGGAUGCAGUGUUCUUGGAUGAUGAGGAGGAGCUAAAGGAGUACGUGCUGAAUGACACCGGGAGGAUCUACUACGGCACAGAGAAACAAAUCGGUGCCCGCACGUGGAACUUUGGCCAGUUUCACGAGGGAGUCCUGGACGCUUGUCUGUUCAUCCUGGAGAAGAGUGACAUGCCCCCAUCCGGCCGAGGGGAUCCUGUUAAUGUGGUUAGAGUCAUAUCUGCCAUGAUAAACGCUCAGGACGACUUUGGGGUCCUGGUGGGGAACUGGUCCGGGAAUUACUCUGACGGAGUCUCUCCUUCGGCGUGGAGCAGCAGCGUGGAGAUCCUGAGGAAGUACCACUCCUCCAACGGCACGCCGGUGUCAUACGGACAGUGCUGGGUCUUCUCCGGGAUCACCACGACGGUGCUGCGGUGUCUGGGCAUUCCCACCCGCAGCAUCACCAACUUCCAGUCCGCUCACGAUACCGACGUGUCCCUCACCACGGAUGUGUACUUCGACGAGAACAUGGAUCCGAUCGACUACCUCAAUAGUGACUCUGUGUGGAACUUCCACGUCUGGAACGACUGCUGGAUGGCGAGACUGGACCUGCCCCCGGGUUAUGGAGGCUGGCAGGCUGUCGACUCCACUCCCCAGGAAACCAGCCAGGGCACCUUCCGCUGCGGCCCCGCCUCCAUCAACGCCAUCCGCUCCGGCCAGGUCUACCUCAAACACGACACGCCGUUCGUCUUCGCCGAGGUCAACAGUGAUAAGAUCUUCUGGCAGAAGAACCUGGACUCCACUUUCAGUCAGAUCCACAUUGAGAAGAAAGCUGUCGGCCACUUCCUCAGCACCAAAGCGGUGGGCUCCGACGAGCGGGCGGACAUCACGCACCUGUACAAACACCAGGAAGGUUCGGAGGAGGAGCGCAUCUCCGUGGAAACGGCCAGUCGCUUCGGCAGCAAGCCGAACGUCUACUCCACGGCCAUGGCGGAGGACGUGUGCAUCGAGGUGACGAUGGAGGGCGAGGGCCCCCAGAUGGGCGCCGACGUCCAGCUGAGCAUCCGGGUGAAGAACCUCAGCUCGCAGCCGCGUCGGACCACCCUGCACAGCCGGGUGGCCGUCAUGUACUACACCGGUGUGCUGAAGGGCACCAUCAAGAAGGAGCAGAUACCCGUGGAGCUCUUGCCCAAUGAAGAGAAGACCAUAGAGUGGUUGCUGCCCUACCAACAGUACCAGAACCAGCUGGUGGACCAGGCCGCUCUGAUGCUGACCCUGUCUGGGAGAGUCAGUGAGACCCAGCAAGUAUUAGCCAACCAGACCACCUUCAGGCUCCGUACGCCCGACCUCAAGGUUACGCCUGUGGGAGAAGCUGUCGUUGGCAAGGAGAUGGCCGCCAAGAUUACCUUCACCAACCCUCUGCCACGUAUGCUGAAGGAAGUGGUGUUCAGGGUGGAGGGCCUGGGCCUGCAGAAGGGCCACGAGGUGGCCAUUGGCGACAUAGGCGGCCACUCCACGGUGACCCUGACGGAGCACUUCGUCCCCACCCAGCCGGGGUCCAGGAAGCUGGUGGCGUCCCUCGACUGCAAACAGCUCACGCAAGUGCACGGCGUGGCGGACAUCAUGGUCCGCGAGCAGUGAGAAGCGACGCCACUUCCUGCCGUCUGCUCCUCGUAACGCACGAACAGAAAGCCUCUACUUAUACGGAGAGUGCGCCGAGUUCUUUUAUAUACUACAGAAGAAUAUAAAUGUGGAUAACUUUCAAACUACGAGUGGACAAUUAGUAGCGUUGUCAGUAUUAUUUGCUUUUUUUUUUACUUACAUAUAUUAAUCCACACUGAUGCCUUUUGUUCUGAGAUGUCUAAACUGUGGUGAAGUCUGCGGCGGCGGUUUUUUAAACCACGAGCAGCAAAUGAAGUGUUUUGAUUUAUCUAAGUUAUAAAAACCUGACGGACCGUCCAGAGACCAAAGAAUGUGAAGGUGCGGACAGUCGGGUCACAAUCCCGUCGUGACGAUGUAAAUACAGCGCGUCACGAGAAGAAAACGUUCGCGAAACAAAUCCUCUCACGGCCUACAGGAAGGAAGGAAGAAAGGAAGGAAGGAAGGAAGGAAGGGUACCGGGGGAAGUUCGUAAAAUUCAAUUCAAUUCAAUUCAGUUUAUUUGUAUAGCCCAAUUUCACAAAUUACACAUUAGUCUCGGAGUGCUUUACAAUCUGUACACAUAGACAUCCCUGCCCCAAAACCUCACAUCGGAUCAGGAAAAACUCCCAAAUAACCCUUCAGGGGGAAAAAAAGGAAGAAACCUUCAGGAGAGCAACAGAGGAGGAUCCCUCUCCAGGAUGGACAGAACAAUAGAUGUCAUGUGACCAGAAGGACAGAUUUAGAGUUAAAAUACAUUCAAUGAAUAUGACAGAGUGAAAGAAGGGCCUGGUGGUAAAAUGUCCCUGCCUGGCACAAUUAACUGAUCAUUUUCUUCCAAAACAAUUAACGAUGCAGAGUCCCCCAACAUAUAUGUAAUCUUCAAGCACAUGAUUUUUUUUUAAUCACCCGAUGGAACGACGCCAUCUUCCCAACCUCUCUUUUAAAACCCCCAAAUGUUGCACAAGGCAAAAUAAACACUCAAUGUUCCCCUUCGGAAGUAUUCUAGCGGAUGUUGUCGCGAGGUGUUUAGAAUCCUCGCAGCCUGCCGCCAACCUUUACCUGCACGAUGACACUCUGAAUCUGACAGCUUUACCCGGUUUCCCCGGCUGUUUAACUCGAGUACAAUGUGAAGAAAAGUAUUUUAACUACAUUACACUAUUUAUCUACCAUAUCUACCUGGAAUGUUGUUUUUGUUCCUGUAUUGUGUGUGUGUGUGUGUGUUGUGAUGGUAAUAAACCUAACACUGAAACACU